Zea mays is the source of this 1291-nucleotide messenger RNA. RefSeq lists its product as uncharacterized. Gene Ontology annotation, cellular component: extracellular region. Gene Ontology annotation, biological process: carbohydrate metabolic process; chitin catabolic process. Gene Ontology annotation, molecular function: chitin binding; chitinase activity. NCBI's taxonomy places the organism in Eukaryota, Viridiplantae, Streptophyta, Magnoliopsida, Poales, Poaceae. The record is from RefSeq and is marked provisional.
CCACCUUCUGCCCGACGCUCAAGUCCAAGAACCGGGCGCUCAAAACCAUGCUCUCCGUCGGCACCCCGGGCAUUGCAGCAGGUGCGGAUUCCCGGGCCGACCCAGCGUUCGCCGCCAUGGCCGCGGACCCAGCGUCCCGCGCGGCGUUCGGUGCCGCGGCCGUCGCGCUCGCCAGCGACAGCGGCUUCGACGGGCUCGACGUCGCGUGGUGGUUCCCGGCGUCCGCCGUGGAGAUGGCCAACUUCGGGUUCCUCGUCUCCGAGUGGCGCGCCGCCGCGCCGCCGGGGUUCCUGCUCACCGCCACGGUCUACUUCUCCAACCACGUCUUUGACGCGCCGCGCCCGGGCGUGGACUACCCGUCCGAGGCCGUGGCGAGGUGCCUCGACUGGGUCAAUGUGGUGGCGUUCGGACUCCACCCGCUUGCCGCGGGUGCGGCCAACGCCACGGCCUUCGACGCGCCGCUCUAUGACAGGGCGUCCCACUUCUCGGCGAGCUACGGCGUCGUGUCUUGGAUCGACGCCGGCGUGCCCGCGAGCAAGGUUGUCAUGGGCCUCCCGCUCUACGCCCGCUCGUGGUUCCUACGCAACAAGGCCAACAGCGGCGUCGGGGCGCCGGUGGUCGCCGCGGGGCCGAAGCAGCGCGGGAGCAACGCCACCGGAGUUAUGUCCUACGCCGAGGUCCAGAAAAUCGCCGCUGCCGGCGGGGGCGGCCGGCGCGCGGUCACCACGACAUUCGACAACGCGUCCGUAGCGUCCUACCUAUCCAUUGGUGACGUCUGGGUCGCCUUCGACGGUGCGGCGGUCGUGGCCGAGAAGCUCGCCUUCGCAGCGCAGCGUGGGCUCCUCGGCUACUUCCUAUGGCCGGUGAACUACGACGACGCCAACCUCGCCGUCUCAAGAAGUGCAUUGGAUGCCUGGAUGAAGAACGAGAUUUCGUCGAAUUUGAAGAACGAUACCGGCCUCAGGCAGACACAGGGGCCGGUCCGGUUGCCGCCGGCUCUCCAGUCCCCUGCAGGAACGCCUGGACCGGCGCCCGCACCCACAUCUGGGUCGCGCUCAUGGCUGCCUUGGACGAAGCUUGAUGCGUUCCUGCGUUUUGGGUGUGCCAAUUCUUGUGUGCUUUUAGUCGUAACAAGCUUGAUAUGGUCCUGCAUUUGGGAUUACUAAUUCUGAGUUCUGUAAUCGAAGAGAAUCAUUAUUGCCUAAAUUGUGCAAUUUGUAUUCUAAUUUGCUUCAGGUGUAGCUUAGCAAAUAGCAACAUUUUCAAUAUCUUUAUUACUACUUUUUCUCUG